CUUGAAGGACCCCAAGCUAUCCAGUGUUGUUAUGAACCCUCACACCAAGAACGUGGUUAAACAAAAAGCUGUGAAUGAUGCCUUAGCGAAAGAGAAGAUGUCCCCUAUUAUUGUCAACCUGAUGAAUUUGCUUGCUGAAAACGGUCGCUUGCGUUGCACACCGGACAUUGUUUCAGCGUUUGGGAAGAUCAUGAGCGCGUACCGAGGAGAAGUGGUGUGCGCGGUCACCACGGCGCAGCCCUUGGAUGAUGCCAGCCUUACUGAGCUAAAAAGUGCUCUGAGUGGAUUCUUGGCUAAGGGAGAGGUCUUGAAGCUGGAGACCAAGACUGAUCCAUCAAUCCUCGGUGGCAUGAUUGUCAAUAUUGGGGAGAAGUACGUGGACAUGUCAACAAGGUCUAAGAUCCAGAAACUCACCAAAAUCAUGAGAGAGACUGUGUAGCAAGCUGUCCUAGUCACUCACAGUGGAACCUAUCACAUGGCAACAAUAAAAUUAUUUCUUCUC
Leptosomus discolor (cuckoo roller) is the source of this 502-nucleotide messenger RNA. Lineage: Eukaryota; Metazoa; Chordata; Aves; Leptosomiformes; Leptosomidae. The record is from RefSeq and is a predicted model, not a curated record.